AUGGGCGAAUAUCUUUUUAACAUUGAUCACGGCUAUUUGGAAGGUUUGGUCCGCGGAUUCAAGGAAGGUAUUUUGACACAAACCGAUUAUGCUAAUCUUGUCCAAUGCGAAACUCUUGAGGAUUUAAAACUUCAUAUUCAGUCGACAGAUUACGGAAGUUUUUUGGCCAACGAACCUGGCUCAAUAACAGUUCAGGUUAUUGAUGAGCGAUUGAAAGAAAAGUUGGUAACGGAAUUUACACAUUUUCGAAACAAUGCCCUGGAGCCAUUGUCCACAUUUCUGGAUUAUAUAACCUACUCAUAUAUGAUUGACAACAUCAUUUUGCUGAUUACGGGUACUUUGCAUCAGCGACCGAUUAAUGAACUUAUUUCAAAAUGUCAUCCUCUUGGUUCUUUUGAACAAAUGGAAGCUAUACAUAUCGUUUCAACACCAGCUGAGCUUUAUAAUGCGGUGCUUGUGGACACUCCUCUAGCAGCAUAUUUUGUUGACUGCAUCAAUGAACAGGAUUUGGAUGAAAUGAAUGUGGAAAUAAUACGUAAUACUUUAUAUCGCUCAUAUUUAGAAGACUUCUACAAAUUUUGCAAACAUUUGGGAGGCAAAACAGCGGAAGUUAUGAGUGAAAUUCUCGCGUUCGAGGCGGACCGGCGUGCUAUCAUAAUAACAAUCAACAGUUUUGAUACCGAGUUGUCCAAAGAUGAUCGAGCCAAACUUUACCCACGAUGUGGAAAACUCUAUCCUGAAGGGCUCGCUGGAUUGUCGAAGGCGGAUGAUUAUGAUCAAGUUAAACAAGUUUGUGAAUAUUAUUCAGAUUAUCGUGCGCUUUUUGAGGGAUCUGGUUUACAACCAGGAGAAAAGGCGCUUGAAGACAAGUUCUUAGAAUACGAAGUAAAACUGAACGUUCUGUCAUUUCUGCAUCAGUUCCAUUUCGGUGUAUUCUAUGCAUUCAUUAAGCUUAAAGAGCAAGAAAUGAGAAAUAUCAUUUGGAUCGCAGAAUGCAUAUCUCAGAGGCAUCGAGCUAAGAUUGAUAAUUACAUUCCAAUCUUGUGA
Brugia pahangi is the source of this 1047-nucleotide messenger RNA. NCBI's taxonomy places the organism in Eukaryota, Metazoa, Nematoda, Chromadorea, Rhabditida, Onchocercidae. The record is from the annotation of a GenBank genome assembly.